AAAAAGUAAAAAUAAAGAUAAAGAUAAAAAAAAUUAACAGGGCCACGAAGUGUCAAAUAAUUUGGUCCAUGUCCCAGUCAAAGCAACAGCCUCUGUGAUGUCACCCGUGUCUCACUUGAGUUCUGUAACUCGGAGGAGGACGACCUCUCAUAAACCCUAAUAAGCACCUUCCGUAAUAAUAGUAGGCUUCUUAAUUCCUCGCGAUCGGCCGGUCGAUCGAUCGUUCCUCUCGCCUGCCGCCGCCAUACCCACGCCCCGCCCCGGCCGGCGCCAUGUCGAGCGACGACGAGGAGUGCUUCUACGACUACGAGGAGGAGGAGGAGGAGGAGGAGGAGCCGGGCUGGGACGACGGCGGCGGCGGCGACACCAUGCUGGUCGAGGAGGAAGCGGCGUUGCCGGAGCGCCCCGUCGAUUGCUGGGCCAUUACAGAAGAGUCUCUUCCGGCUGCACAGCAACAAGACCUGUCCAUGGUGAUGAACCUGCUCUACAUAAAGCAGCACCAAGCUCGCGCCCUCCUCAUCCACCACCGCUGGAAGAUGGAAUCCAUCCUGGACCACUUCGACAGGAAGGGCCGAGACCGCAUGCUCAGGGAGACCGGCGUCGUGAUCCAGCAGCAGGCGGAGGAGAAGAACGGUGGCGGCAUGGCCAUGGCGGCGUCGCCGUCGCCGCCGCCGCGCCCCAGAAGCAGCGUGACCUGCUACGUGUGCUUCGAGGAUGUCUCAUCGGACGCUGUCUCCACCAUGGAUUGCGGACACUGCUUCUGCAAUGACUGUUGGACGGAGCACUUCUUCGCGUGCGUGAACGGCGGGCAGAAGCAGAUCCGGUGCAUGGCGGUCGGGUGCGCGGCCGUCUGCGACGAGGACGUGGCGCAGCGCCUCCUCGGCGGCAGGUACCCCGGCGCGGCGCGGCGGCUGCGCGGCGCCCUCCUCGCGUCGUACGUGGAGGACAACGCGGCGGCGCGGUGGUGCCCCAGCGCGCCGCACUGCGGGCGCGCCGUCCGCGUGGACGGCGGCGGCGGGCGGUGGUGCUGCGAGGUGUCGUGCCCGUGCGGCGCCAGCUUCUGCUUCGGCUGCGCCGCGCCGGCGCACUCGCCGUGCCCGUGCGCCAUGUGGGAGCGCUGGGAGGCCAAGUGCCGCGGCGAAUCCAUGAACGUGGACUGGAUCCUCGCCAACACCAAGAGCUGCCCCAAGUGCUCCAAGCCCAUCGAGAAGAACGGCGGCUGCAACCAUGUCCGCUGCAAGUGCGGCCAGUGUCUCUGCUGGCUGUGCGGCGCGGCCACCGGGCUGGCGCACAACUGGACCAGCAUCGACGGGCACAGCUGCAACCGCUACGACGACGCGGCGGAGAAGAGGAAGGUGGACGGCGCGAGGCGCAAGGUGCUCCGGUACGCGCACUACUACGAGCGGUACAAGGCCCACGGCGACUCGCGCAGGGCGGAGGCGGAGAAGCUGGGCCCGGCCAUCGAGGCGCGGGCUCGGCGGCUGCGCGAGGACCCCGACCCGGCCACGGCGCCGGCCAGCGGCGACGCCGCCGAGGCGCUCGCCGCCGCGCACCGCGCGCUGCUCGCCUCCCGCGACGUCCUCUCGCGGUCCUACGCCUUCGCCUACCACAUGUUCGGCGGCGAGGAGCGGACGUUGAAAGCGGCGGCGCCGGAGUCGGAGGUGGCGACGGCGCAGGCGCUGUUCGAGGACCACCAGGAGAUGGCGGAGAGGCACGUGGAGAAGCUGUCGGGGCUGCUGGCGGCGGACGCGCCUCCGGCGCCGGCCACGGCGGGGGACGCGGCCCUGCGGCGGGCGAAGCAGGACGCCGUGGCGCUCACCGCCGUGGUGGAGAAGCACUGCGGCGAGAUGCACAAGUGCAUCCAGGACGAGCUGCUGCCCAUGCUCGUGGAGCCCAUGUCCAUCGCCGCCUACCGCCGCGACGGCCCUAUCAAGGCCAAGGACUUUCCAACCUGUGGUGGCGCGUCGUGAAUUGAAAAGUUUCAGGGUGUUUGGUUUAUAGCCACACUUUAUCACAUCAUACUUGUGGCUGUCACAGUUUGUUAGGUAUGUGUCUGGUGUACUACUACAGUUGUGACUUGCCACACUUUUUCAGUAGCAUGUCCCACACUUUUUCAGUAGCAUGUCCCAAAUGUCAUAGACUUAAUUUUCUUGCUAACUUUGCUAUACUUUGUGACUAGCAAUUUGUCCAUCACUUUUUUUUGGCUGCCAUAAUUUACCUAAUGUUAGUUGUGGUAAAGUGUGGCCGACAACCAAACACACCCGUUCCCAACUAUGUUAUGCUUACUAAUAAUGAUUUUUUAAUUUGGAGCACAUAGAUUUCUUUUUCCCGAUUUC
Molecule: messenger RNA, 2336 nt
Organism: Oryza sativa Japonica Group (Japanese rice)
Lineage: Eukaryota; Viridiplantae; Streptophyta; Magnoliopsida; Poales; Poaceae
Product: probable E3 ubiquitin-protein ligase ARI1
Biological process (GO): protein polyubiquitination; ubiquitin-dependent protein catabolic process; positive regulation of proteasomal ubiquitin-dependent protein catabolic process
Cellular component (GO): cytoplasm; ubiquitin ligase complex
Molecular function (GO): ubiquitin protein ligase activity; zinc ion binding; ubiquitin conjugating enzyme binding
Source: RefSeq, a predicted model, not a curated record